Messenger RNA from Nelumbo nucifera (sacred lotus), 981 nucleotides. The record is from RefSeq and is a predicted model, not a curated record. NCBI's taxonomy places the organism in Eukaryota, Viridiplantae, Streptophyta, Magnoliopsida, Proteales, Nelumbonaceae.
AUGUCCUCACUAUCCGGUGAAGUUUCCUCUAGAGAUAACAAACUUGUCACAAGGUCCUCAAACCUGGAAAACCCUAAUCUGCACAGCUUGCAGAUUACAAGUGUGCUACUGGAUGAGUAUAACUUCAGAGAGUGGUCCGUCUCUGCAAUGCUGUUCAUUACCUCUCGUGAACUCACUGGCUAUUUGGAUGGAGACAAGAAACAACCAGAAAUUGGCAGUCCUGAAUACACCGUGUGGCACAAGGAAAAUGCCACAGUCAUGUCUUGGUUGYUGGCCUCUAUGACUCCUAGGGUGGCCAGAACUGUUCAUCACUUCCCUACAGCUGCUAAAAUUUGGGAGAAAGUAUCUAAGACAUAUGGCCAAAAAAAGAACAAUGCUAUAAUCUACAGGCUGAACCAAGACAUUGCAGCCCUAAGGCAAGGAGACAUGUCYGUGGCAACCUACUUUGCAACACUAAAAGGCCUCUGGGAAGAGCUUGACCACCACUUGAUUUUGGAUUGGGAAAAUGCCAAUGAUAAGGGGAAGCAUGACAAGCAGAUUGAGGAGGGCAGAGCCUUCAAGUUUCUGGCGGGUCUUGAMCCUGUAUAUGAAGGUAUAAGGUCACAGAUUCUAGGGAGAGAUGAAUUACCUGAGCUUCACCAUGUCUACUACUUGGUGAGGAAUGAAGAAGUUAGGAGAAAGGAGAUGCAAGUUGACUCCCAGACACAAUCAACAAAACUACCUGGAGAACAUUCAGCCUUGGUCUCCACUAAGGGGAAUAGAUUUUCAGACAAGAAGUCCCUCAAAUAUACCCAUUGUGGUGGUGAGAAACACACAAAGGAGAAAUGUUGGGUCUUGUACCCUCAUCUGAAGCCAGCUGCUCUAAGAAAGGACAAAAGGCAACAUAGGGCCACACAGCAAGUGGGAAUCUUGCCACCAACAACAGUAGUGACAACUCACAGUGUCCUCUUCCACCGCAAGGCAGGCUGCCGACUCCUCUGA